Phodopus roborovskii (desert hamster) is the source of this 939-nucleotide messenger RNA. Its product is annotated as olfactory receptor 2L13. The record is from RefSeq and is a predicted model, not a curated record. Bases 1 to 939 code for a protein of 312 amino acids. NCBI's taxonomy places the organism in Eukaryota, Metazoa, Chordata, Mammalia, Rodentia, Cricetidae. The transcript has a single exon. Gene Ontology annotation, biological process: G protein-coupled receptor signaling pathway. Gene Ontology annotation, molecular function: G protein-coupled receptor activity; olfactory receptor activity. Gene Ontology annotation, cellular component: membrane.
AUGGAGAAAUGGAAUCAGAGCUCAAGUGAUUUCACUUUGUUAGGGUUGUUUCCACAAAACCGGACAGGCCUUCUACUGUUGCUGCUCAUCAUCUUUGUCUUCUCUCUAGCCUUGUUUGGCAACUCAACAAUGAUCCACCUCAUUCGUGUGGAUCCCAGGCUUCACACUCCCAUGUACAUUCUCCUCAGCCAGCUCUCUCUCAUGGACCUGAUGUACAUUUCUACCACUGUCCCCAAGAUGGUAUUUAAUUUCUUCUCUGGCCAGAAAAGCAUUACCUUCCUGGGCUGUGGAGUACAAUCAUUCUUUUUCCUAACUAUGGCAUGUUCUGAGGGUUUGCUCUUGGCUUCCAUGGCUUAUGAUCGUUUUGUUGCCAUCUGCCACCCCCUUCAUUAUCCCACUCGCAUGAGCAAAAUGAUGUGUCUGAAGAUGAUUAUAGGGUCCUGGAUAUUGGGCUCAAUCAACUCUCUAGCACAUACAGUCUAUGCCCUUCACAUUCCUUACUGUCAUUCUAGAUCCAUUAACCAUUUCUUCUGUGAUGUCCCAGCCAUGUUGCCCCUGGCCUGUAUGGACACUUGGGUUUAUGAAUACAUGGUAUUUGUGAGCACAAGCCUGUUUCUCCUGUUUCCUUUCCUUGGCAUCACAGCUUCCUAUGGACGAGUCCUUUUUGCUGUCUUCCAUAUGCGCUCAAAAGAGGGAAAGAAAAAAGCCUUCACCACAUGUUCAACUCACUUAACUGUGGUGACAUUUUACUAUGCACCAUUUGUCUACACUUACCUUAGACCAAGGAGUCUCCGUUCCCCCACAGAAGAUAAGAUUCUGGCUGUCUUCUACACUAUCCUCACCCCUAUGCUCAACCCCAUCAUCUAUAGCCUGAGAAAUAAGGAAGUCCUGGGGGCCAUGACAAGAGUCUUUGGGACAUUAUCUUCCACAAAAACAUAA